UCAGAUAAAUGGAUAUACAUAUGUAACUAAUAAUAGCCAAAAAAAAUUCACAAAAAAGUUAUGAUUUCAAGAAAAAUCAAGUUACUAGUGUUAAAAAAUUACUCUGUAUACUUAAAAAUAAAGAUAGGAAAAUGAGGAUCGCAGUCGAUGAAGGCAGAACUUUUUAUGUUUUCGAUGUUUAUAAAAGUGGAAUUAUCCUUUGGAGAUAUUUAGGAAUUUUUCAGUUGGAAAUAAUGCCGCAACACUGUUUACCAUUAGGUCUCUUCUUUUUCAUAUGUUGGUUUGUUUGUGAAAUAUGUCCAGUUGAUGAAGUUUCAUAUGCUUCUAAACAAAAUAAAGUAUUUUCGUUUUGGUUAAACAAUUGCUCAGAAGCAGAAUGGUUUGAUGACCAUCCAUUGCCUUUACCAACAUGGGGUAUCUCAAAACCAGUCUUUACAAUUUACUCCUUAGAAGAAUACGAAGAGCUAGUAAGAAAAUUGGAAAAUGAAUUACAGAUAUUGUUAAAAUCGAAAAAUAUUGAUUCAGUAACAAAUUUUAUUUGGUUUUACAAUCACUAUAAAAGUAAAAUGGAAGAUCAGUCAUUCGAUAAAUUUUUCAGAGAAUAUGAACCAAUGUUAAAUGAUAAUGCAAAUAAUUGUGUUGGACUAUCAUUAUUGUUAAUUGGAAAAUUAGCAAAACUUGAUGAAUUUUUUCCCGGAAUUCGUGAAUGUUUAUACUUAGUGUCAUGUGAUAGAAAUUGUAAAAAUAUUGAAAAAUACAUUAGUGAUAUUCCAAAUCCGUUAUUAACAAUUAUAAAACAUGUCUUGGUUUCUUUAAAAAUUGAAAUUUUCGGACGUAAAGGAGUUUUGCUAUUAGAUCCAGGUUAUUCAAUUGCUAGAGUUAUAACUGUUAUGAGUGAUAAUUUGAGUCCACAUACAGGUUAUUUUCCUGCAUCGACCAAUGCAAAAAAAAGUUAUAUUUUUGAAAUGGAUUCUAGUGAGAGAUAUAUUGAGUGGUUAACUUACUCCACAGAUAAAAUAGAAGACCAUGCCUUAAUUUAUAUAGAUGCUCCUUAUCUUUCACCUAUUAGUGUAACUGAACGUAGAAACUUGGUUGACAAUUAUAGAGCUUUGUACUCGAUGAAUGAAAAAGGUCAAUAUUUGGCUCUAUUUUAUGUUCAUGUCAAUAAUCCAGUUUUUCAUUUUAUUUAUCAAGAUUAUAAUCAUGGUAAUUUAGAAGAUUGGCAACAUAUUAAAGUCCCGUAUGAAGAUUUUGUUUCAAACAAAAGAAUAAGCAAUAAAUUUGAAGUAUUUUUGUGUCACUUUAGCGAACAAUUUAAGCUAACAAAGGAAGAAUUUCUAACAAUGUUAAUAACACUUGCUAACAUUUUGAAUGACGAACAGUUUUUAAACUAUAGAAAAAGUACCGAUGACAGAAUUUUCAGAAUUGCUAACUGGAAUUAAAUAAAAAAUUUAAACCAUCUAAUAAUCUAUCAUAAUGAAUUUUCUUAUAUUUUUCAUUAAUGUUUAUAAUAAUAAUAAGUUAUUGUUUUAA
Molecule: messenger RNA, 1533 nt
Organism: Daktulosphaira vitifoliae (grape phylloxera)
Lineage: Eukaryota; Metazoa; Arthropoda; Insecta; Hemiptera; Phylloxeridae
Exons: 8
Coding region: 132-1442 (436 amino acids)
Source: RefSeq, a predicted model, not a curated record